Messenger RNA from Bipolaris victoriae FI3, 918 nucleotides. RefSeq lists its product as hypothetical. The transcript has a single exon. The record is from RefSeq and is a predicted model, not a curated record. Bases 1 to 918 code for a protein of 305 amino acids. Lineage: Eukaryota; Fungi; Ascomycota; Dothideomycetes; Pleosporales; Pleosporaceae.
AUGCCUUCAACACCCCAACCACUCUUCCCGGAUCUUCCCCCCGAACUCCGCAACGAAAUCUACACCUACCUCUCUUCCCCAAGCCCAGAUUCUCAAACUCUAAAUUCGCACCUCCCCCUCCCCCUCAAAACCUUCACCUGCAAACACACAACCAUGCACCUCUGCCCCACCCACCACGGCUCCACCAGCCUGCUCUCCCUGUCCUCCCCAGAAGCCCACGAAUACGGCUCGUGGCUCCUCAACAACGGAAUCGCCCUCCACAUAACCAUUCACUUCAAAGGCCGCGUAAACACCUUUACGCUCCCUCACUGGUCCAAAAAGAUAUCCACUCACUUGCAAAAACUGGCGCGCCGUCACCCUUGGUUGGCCAAAGUGGCACGGUACGAGAUAGAUGUGAUGUGGGAUCCGCUCGACGGCGCACUCCAGAGUCGACACCAGAAACAGCGGGCAGCGCAUGUACCGCUGGAUAUGGCUGAGGCGCUUACGCAGCUUAUGCAGAGGGAUGUUGGGGCUAAGCAGGGGAGUGUGGUGCUACGGGUGCAUUUUGAGCAGAGAUUUGCGGUGCUGAACGCGCUUGCGGCGAGGAAGUUUGGGGUUGGGGUUUUUCUGAGGGAUGGAGAGAGGUUGAGGGGAUUUAGGAGAGUGGUGAGGGAGGUGCGGAUAGUGCCGUCCAAGGUUGGACUGGAGAGGGACAUGGGAGAUGCGCCUGCGCCUGGGUUGCGGGUUGUGCCAUCGGCGGGACAGGAGGAGGAGGCGCUCAUGGUUGUGGAGGAGGGGGUGAUGAAGUUGUCGGAGCGGACGCGGGGGCAGAUGGUUGUGAGGAGGAGGACGAGCGGUGUGGCGGAUGGAGUGUGGGAGUAUGGGAGGGGGGAGAUGGAAUUUCCCGUUUGUCAGAUAUUGGAAGAGUGUAUGGAGUGA